Molecule: messenger RNA, 5562 nt
Organism: Spirometra erinaceieuropaei
Lineage: Eukaryota; Metazoa; Platyhelminthes; Cestoda; Diphyllobothriidea; Diphyllobothriidae
Source: the annotation of a GenBank genome assembly
AUGAUGAGUCUGUAUUCCAAGAAGGAGUUCGGAGCCUCAAACUCUACAGAUUACCGCAUGUACAUUAGUAAGUACUAGUUUGCCAAAAUUUUUAUCGUCAGUAUGCUCCCCUUUGUGCCGAAACUGAUCCGUCCUAAUGGUGGUUAUUAUCACGCGUCUCCAUUUGUCUACUGAAUUUCCUCUAUCCCGGGCAUAGGUUGGGAGCAUCGAAUGUGAGCGCUGUCGGCCGAAAACUGCAUGAUGCGCGAAACCAACACUCGACUGUCAUUCCCCACAUUUACACAAGGUCCAAGUUCCGGCCUAGGUUAUUAUGACAGUUGUCGUAGCGGAGGCCUCAUAAACUCGUUUUCAUUAAUUCAUCGAUCUCAGGAUGAGCUGAGAGGUUCAAUGGGGCCCAACGAAGGCCGCGCUUACCUGGCAUUGUUCUGUGUGACUUUUCUCAAAGGUCAGUCGUAGGUAGUAGUAUUUGUCCAAUAGCUGGAAAAUUUUGCUGUCUGCGGGAGCCACAGUAUGUGGCCAGACGCAUCCAACGACCAACUUCUCUCCCAUCCAGUUAAUUCCCGAAUAAUUUAUUUUUGAACACCCCUAAUACCUUUUUACCUGUCCUAGGCAGAAAACAUGUUUUCGGAUGCCACAAGCACUAUGGUGUCAUUGACGUUGACACUGUCAACCAGUCAGGUCGUCUCGUCAGUGCUUCUGCCAGGGUACCUCAAUACUCCCUUGUGGUUUGGUCACAUUUUUUGGUCUCAGAAUGCCCCAAAUCUAGUCGUCCUCAUAGUACGCCAAAGUUAACCAGGCAGGAGCCGCUGACUGACCUGUAAUACGACCUACAAGGCCGAAUACACAGACAUGCAUGCAUAAAUCGACUGUCCUGGUCGCAGCUAUGUGAUUCAGGGGUUGAGUACAGUGGCUGGUGGAUAUAGGACAGCAUGUUUACGUAUACUACAAAAGACCUUGUUACUUUGCAAACGACCAUCCUGCCCCAGUUGUCAGAACCCAAAAUCGAGCUUGUAUUUUCUCCCUCAAUGGCUGGAAUUAAGUUACAGGUUUUGCGUCAAUGACGAGACGUGUUCGGUGCUAAUGCCAAGGCUUUUAGACUUAUCCCCUGUUCGCUCACUUUGGAUAAUACUGGACGCACAAAUCAAGGUUUCCUUUGUGUGGUUUUUCUUUCAAACAACUUUCGCUUGAUCGACCAUCGUCUUGGCGCUCCGCCUUAAAAUUUAAGCGCUGAGGUCGAGUUGUUCGGAGUUUUUAAUCUUACUUAUAAUUACUUAGCUGUUCCUGGAAUUAUUCACCUUUUCCGCUACCCUAGUGCUACAGGAUCACCCAAUUUCUCCGUUUCACGACAUUCCACUCGUACACGGUCCCCCUGGCAUCAUGAACAUGGUGGUUGAAAUACCGCGUUGGUCGAAUGCAAAAAUGGAGAUUUGCAAAGAGGAGCUCCUUAAUCCAAUUAAGCAGGACGUGAAAAAGGGGAAACUGCGGUUCGUCAACAACGUAUUUCCCCACAAAGGUUACAUUUGGAACUAUGGUGCUUUGCCGCAAACCUGGGAAGAUCCGUCCCACGUUGAUCCCGAUACCAAAGCGAAGGGUGACAAUGAUCCGAUUGACGUUUGCGAGAUUGGCUCCAGAAUAUUGGCUCGCGGCAGUAUUGUACCUGUAAAAAUUUUGGGCAUCCUUGCCAUGAUUGACGAAGGUAAUUUGCUACGUAGAGUACCACUGCUAAUGAUCUCUGCUCUUAAGUACUCUCUGCUUCAUCAAGGUCGGUUCAUCUAGGAUAUUCUUAUGGAAGGCAAACACGGCCUAAUACUUUGACUGAAAAAUUUCAGGUGAAACGGACUGGAAAGUCAUCGCCAUCCACAAUGAGGACCCCCUGGCUGCCAAGCUUAAUGGUGUGUUUGACUAACUACUCCCCCGUUACUUUCAUCCUUCUAGAUAUCGACGACGUUGAAACGCAUAUGCCCGGAUUCUUGCAGGUGGGGAUUCAGAAUUUCUUGAAUGUUUCUCGAUUUGAUCAAGUUCGCGCCGACAUUAGAAAGAUAGUUGGCCAACUUAUUGGAUUGACAUGUCGCUCUUUCCUUUGUGUGCCGUGUAGUAUAUUAUACGCCGUGUGGCGCAGAAUACGUACUUAGCGACAGACUAUCUCUUCCUCCCCGUUAUUAUCGUGUUAACUUGUCAAAUUUAACAAUCUGAAUCAAAGCUCCUGUGAACCAGUGUGUACACCGGAAGUCUAACUUCACGGGCAGAUGAGGUGAACAUUAGCCUGGUCACAAGUUUCGCAUCCUACCGGACCUUGGACUCAGAUUGUCUGGUUAACACGGCAAAGUUUGAGGUUGGAUUCACCUUCGGUAUGUGACACCACACACUGGGACGCGUAAUUUAUCGAAGGUCUUGAAUCACGUCUUCAGUCACUCGUCCAGUCUUCGUUUUUCUGACUGAGUAUUUAAGGCCUUAGGGCGACGGUGGUGUGAUCAUUCGGCCUCCACAUGAUCUGGCAGAUCUUGUGUAGUUUGCCGUAAGCGGGAGUGGCGGGGAUCUCGUACUAAGGAUGAUUUUCAAGUAACGACGGUAAAUUUUAAUCGGUCUUUAAACUUUACAGGUACACAGAAGACCACUUUACGAACAGUCUUUAAAUGAGCAUUUUAGCGGCGAUUCUGACGGAAGCUGCCAAGGACCGCUCAUGCUGCGCAAGUCCGGUGGAUAGCUUUCUCCGACUAAUUUAGAUUCAGCUGUCGUCGAGACUUGCGGAGGCAGUUUGCCUUCAUCAAUAAUGCAGCCUGACAAAAGGAAUUACUAUUUGUGACUUUAGUUGUUGGGCCAACGCACUUAACGUCAUCCCUCCCAUUAGUGGUGACUUUAUAGUUUGGUAUGCUUGAAAGGCGGAAGGUGACUUCGUGAGCGUAAUCGGGGCCGGCGAGCCCCGAAGCCGGGUGACAUUGACAUCUCGAAAACGCCGAAGUUCUCUAUGCAGCAAGAUAAUGCAACGUUGCCGUAAACUAAAGUGGAUGAUGGUAUCGUACGCCGAAGCUGGCGCAUUAGUCGACUAGCAGUAAACCUGGAUCAGGUCUAUCAAAAUUUAAGGCAUGUCAUCAGUCCACAUGGUAACGUGACUAUUCUCAGACUUGUUCAUGCUUAAAGGUCAGUACUUCUCGUCCAUUUUAAGCCUUAUUCCCCUUUCGUUUUUUCUUUCUGACAGGCAACUCGCGAGUGGUUUAGAAACUAUAAGGUGCCCACUGGAAAACCUAAAAACGAGUUUGCCUUUGAUGGAAGCUACAAGAACAGGGUGAGUAUUUUCCUUUUGCCCUUCUUCGGUUGCCGGCCAUGCUAUCCUGGUUCUGCUAUAAUUCCUCGCUGAAAGCACCCGAUGGAGCUUUCCAUUUACUGUAGUUCACCCAUUCAUCUUCUAUGGAUUGAUAUAACUUUGAAGUUGACAAGUUAGAUGAGCAUUGGUUCUCCUCGCUAACCCAUAUCCCGUUCCCGCUUUUUAGGAAUUUGCCCUGAAGAUCGUCAACCAGACUCACGAGCAAUGGAAAAAACUUGUUACUGAAAAGACCGACUUUACUGGCCUUUACAAGUACGUUAACGAACAUUGUUUAGUGCCAUGAGUACGCGCCCCUAUUUUAUUCUUGCGGAAAUUCAUAGUAUAGUAUGACUGGCCGACGGUGGCCAAUAAACCGAAAAUGUCCAUUCUAGUCUUCCUUGUCGUUGUCGGCAAUGUUUCUGGCCUCUAUUACGAGCAACUGUGCGGCCGCUGGUUGGGCUUCAGAGAGAGCCCCAAGGCACAGCGGAACGACGGAGUUCCGUAACAGGAUCGGUGAGCGCCCCCUCUACCAUUGUAUUCAAGGAUUGUAAGCGUCUACUAUGUCAGGACCAGCAAACCAUGGCCCUUGCGGCUUGACAUGCGCUCGCAGUUUUACGACUCUUACUCCCCUAUCGGUAGACGUGCAUGUGCUACCGCUGCGUAUACGGAUCGCGACCAUGGCUGCCCAGUCAUCCGCGUCGUCUUUCUGACCCGUCGUGGUGCCGUCGUUUUUGUUAAAAUCCUGGUCAAGUGUUUGUUGUGAACCAGGGGGUGUGGUGGUAUGCCUAGGUGCGGUCCGGGCGUGCUAUUAACCUGCACCCCCUCACAUCCGGCCUUCUUGACUAUGGACAUCGGGCCCAGAUGGUGAAGAGGAGAGAAUGCGUAGAUGCUGCGCAGGUCUACUCUUAAUAUGCAAGUCACCGUGUCUGCUCCACCUUGCUGUGAAAAACACGAUGGACAUCGUCCGGCAUGACGGUCGAACUAUCAUCAUUGUGUAUUCCCGAUUCCAACCGAUUCCAACAACCCCGUGGCUCAGUGGUCAGGGGCGUUGGACUUCCAACCAACAGGUCGCGGGAUCGAUCCCCAGUUGUUCCACACCUCAGGGUUAGGCAUCACUGGCCGACGACGACUAAUAAGCCAGAAGUGGCCACUCUAGCCUCCUUUGUCUCUGUCAGUAAUGUCAAUUUGCCUAAAGUAAGAAUUAAAUAAGUCUGGUUAGGCGAGUAUUCCUUUUCUGUUGAUAUAUCUUUGGACCUUUGAAUUGGUGUACGUAACUCACAAUAUGCUGUUGAUGUCUGAAAAUUAGAAACCCAAAGUGUGCAUUUGUCGGGUCUGACACCAAGUGGUACACAUGUUCUGCCUUUGCAAACCUAAGGAUUCUAGUCGAGUGCCCUGCCACCUAAGCUUUGCCAGGACCGCUAUCUCCCGGUUAAAGUGUUCUGGCCUUUGGUCUAGUAUUCCUUAUAGACUGCAAAAUAAAAAGAUCUGGCAACGUAAUUAAUUCAAAGACUACUAGAAGUCUAAUCUGAGUUAUUACACAAAAGUUCAACAUAGUCUGUAGAUGUGUAGGGAAUGUCGCUUGCAUCACGAACGUUUGUUUUAAUGUACUUUCUUCUCUUGAUGCAGUCUGCCGUUCCCUUUUGUACUCUUUGGCGUUCUUACUCCUCUGCCCCCUGUAGGGAGAACAUUUCUGUCCAGGGCAGUCCGUAUCAAAUCCCAACUACCGAGGGCAAGAACUUGUUCAACAAACUUCCACCCUAUGAGGAGGGCAAACCCAUUUCCGAUCCGACGGGUAAGUCCUUCGGAUUACCACUUCUGUGCUUUUUUACAAGCACCUUUUCCUCGGGACUUGACGAAAGCCGCGGCACAAGUAGAACAUCUCACACAUGCAUGCAUCGCAAAUGACAUCUAUUACCGCUGCGUGAUUUUGAUUACCCAUGUCACUGUCGACAUGCCAGCCAAGUGGACUUUAAUGGCUACUGAAUGAAUUACUAUCCUCUUAUUAACCUCUCACAAAAAACCGCCUUUCGAGGGCCAAAUACGAGAGCGAGGUUUAGAACACAAUUCCAUUGGGAGGGGGGGGGGAAGGGCAGAAGGAUUUACUUUGGCAAGUAUACCUUAAGGCGGUUCUAACACACAAACACCCAAUACGGCCAUUGAUUUUCAGCCUAUUUUUCUAUGCAGCGUACUGGGUUUUAAAGGUUUUCCUACAUGCCCCAUUCUUUUUCUUAAUUUUAGUGGAAGAGGUAUGCUUUGUCUGA